Beta vulgaris subsp. vulgaris (sugar beet) is the source of this 1677-nucleotide messenger RNA. RefSeq lists its product as uncharacterized. Gene Ontology annotation, molecular function: hydrolase activity. The transcript is spliced from 9 exons. The coding region runs from base 577 to 1290 and encodes 237 amino acids. NCBI's taxonomy places the organism in Eukaryota, Viridiplantae, Streptophyta, Magnoliopsida, Caryophyllales, Amaranthaceae. The record is from RefSeq and is a predicted model, not a curated record.
UUUUUUUUUACUUGGAAUAUUUGAAUUUCUUGAUUUUAUUACUGGGUACUUCCCUUUUUGAUAGUUAAUUACUGGGUACUUAACCAUUCUGACAAAUAUGAACCCAAGAUUAUGGUUAAAUUUGAGGACUUUUGAGCUUAUGUUAGUUUUAUGGAAGAUAUAAUCAUACAAGGUUUGAUUUUUAUGGAUUGAAAUGCUUUUACCAGCUAAAAUUAUGACUGUGUUUGAUUGGGUGGCUAGGUCAAUAUGAUCUGUUUGUGGAUUCUCUUUCUAUAAAGGAGUUCUACUUUUUUGUUUUUUUUUUAAAAAAGAAAAACUUUCAUCAUCUCUUCUUUUUGCCUCAAAAAAAUUCAAUCUCUUUUUUUGUUAAGCUUAGUGCCCUUAUCUUUCUUAUUAAUUAAUUGAUUUAGGAUGUUUUGGAAGUUUAAGGACGGUGUGUGUGUAAUGGUCUGUGAUGUAGAUAGCCUAUUAGAGGUGAUUUAAUACUCAAAUUUAUUUGCAUUGUUACCCUAGGUUUUACUAUAAAUAGGAAUAACCAGGCUUUGUGUUUAUUAAGGUGGAGUGUGGUUAAGAAAAAUGGAUUCAUAUGGCGAUGAUUUUGGGGGAUCAGGUAGUGAGGAAAUUUUAGCACCUACACCUAUGACAAAUUUGGAGUUUGGAGCAACUCAUGUGGUCAAGCCGAAGGGAAAACACCAGGCUACUAUAGUUUGGUUGCAUGGAAUGGGUGACAAAGGCUUAAGCUGGUCUCAGCUCUUGGAGACUUUUCCUCUUCCAAAUAUUAAGUGGAUUUGCCCAACUGCUCCUACUCGUCCAGUUGCACUUCUUGGGGGAUUUCCUUGCACUUCUUGGUUUGAUGUUGAAGAUGUAUCAGAAAGUGGUUCAGAUGAUUUGGAGGGUUUAGAUGCUUCAGCAGGACACAUCGCCAACCUUUUAUCGAGUGAACCCUCUGGCAUUAAGCUUGGUAUUGGGGGUUUCAACAUAGGUGCUGCAAUCGCUCUGUAUUCUGUUGUAUGCCAAGUUUUGGGGCGAUAUAGGAAUGGCAAUCCUUAUCCCAUUAAUUUGAGCAUACUUGUAGGACUCAGUGGAUGGCUGCCAUGUUCAAGCUCAUUGAGAACAUGGAUGGAGGAAUCUCAAGAAGCACAGCAGCGUUCAGCAUCACCGCCGAUUUUACUUUGUCAUGGAAUAGCUGAUGAAGUGGUAGCACAUGAACAUGGAGAAAGAGCUAUGAAGACCCUUGCUUCAAUUGGAUUUGAGAAUGCUAGGUCAUUAUACCAUCCCGGAGGAAACUGAAGAAGUCUGCAAAUGGCUAACUACAAUGUUGGAGCUUGAAGGGAACCCGUCAGAUCCCUAAAAUCGUCGUAUCAUCGUUGCACGAAGGUAGAAGAAAGAAAGCAGCCAAAGCGAAGCACCUUAUCAAGAGCAAACUUAGCAAUAAGCUGAAAUGCUAAAUUAAAUAUGGUAAUAAGGAAAUUUUAUAAUUUACAGUAUACUAUAUAUAGCAAAAUAUGCCAUAAUCUUUGUAUCACCAAAUAGUAUCCACAGAAUAAUAUAUCUCGUGAUCUACUCUCCCUAGAGCUUAGAGUUCGUUCGAUAUCAUUGUCAGGUUUCUGUUUUUUUUGUUUGCUUUGUUUUUAAGACUUUAAAGUUAUAAUGUCAUAUGUUAUACGUUUUUUUUUU